ACUAAAUGAACCGUUCACCCUAAAGGUUCGUUUGCUGUGCGCAAUGGCUUCGUUUCCUCCUUCUCGUACUCCACUGGCCUGCACUGAGUGUGGUAGCCGAUUCUUCCUGCAGGAUGAGGACCAGGAUAUGAAGGUUUGCAGCUCGUGCGGAGCUACACAGACUCAGACACUUCUGGAAGUGAGCGAGGAGGUCUUUGAGACACAGCAAGUGAAGGGCGUUCAGUUCUUGCAGCAAGAGGAGGACUACGCGGGUCGCACGAGCCUCAGCGCCUUGGAGCAGAUGAAAAAGCGAUUGGACGAAGAGACAAGUCCAGAUGUCCAUCGACAAGUCCAAGCAGCGGCCAGUCAAUGGUCAGGGGAUCAUCAUCUCACUUCGUGGAUGUUGGCAACAUUUCUUUGGAAAGAGAUCUUGAGAACGGCUGCGGGCGAGGAGAGACUGAACCUGGUGACGUUGAACCGCCACGGUCGCAGCCUUUGGUUGGCCUUCUUCGAGGCUUCAAGGCCACAACCGUACCACACCAGCUAUGAGAUGAGAACAGAAAAGGAGUGGUACCAUUUGGCUUGGUCUCAGCACGAAAGAGACUUGAUCAAAAAGGCUAUGCUGCAGGAUUCUCAGGAGCUUCACGCUGAGGCCCGUGCACAGGCACAGGUGGUGGUGCACGAUGGAGAUGAGGCAGAGGUGGACGGCCAUGUGAAGCUGAAAGAGAGGGUCAAAGAGAUCCGAGAAACGAACAGAUACAGAUUAACCUUAAGCGGUCCGAUGGUCCUGGCUUUAUUGUACUUGGCAGUGAACAACUGUGGUGUCAAGCCCUUUCUACUGGGCGAUUUGCUCCGGGCGGCUGCCGACGGUUGGUUGAGACCUUUGAUCUGUCGGAUUGAGACCUUGCACGCUGAUCAAUAUAUCCUUUAUUCCAACCAGAGCCGUCCGGUUCAGAAACCCAUCGUCUUCCCGGAGGUGGCUGUUUGCCUUGACGAGUUGGAGGCUCGCCAAUUUCCUUGUGUGCGUCUUGCGCCCCAACAGCUGCUCCGUCGAUUUGGAGAGAAUAUCGGCAGAGCAGAGCAGGAUGUCAUGCUUGUGGCCAACUUCGUAUGUCGCAUAGCCAUUGAUCUGGAGAUGUGGCCAAAAUGCUCAUACGAAGACAAGAUGGACCUCAUGAUAGUGCUACUGACGUCACCCUCGUCGGUCCUCUUUGCCGAGCUGGUGGCUUUAGUGUCAGUGCUGGCCGCUGUCUGGAUUCUAGAGCGAAAAGUGCCAAAUGCGAAGAGAAAGAGGAGAAAGUCCCCGAAGGCUCAGAAAGAGGAGAAGGAGGAGGGAAUGGAGAAAGAGACAAACGGAAGGCAAAACGAUGCCAAGAAGGAAAGGAAUGCCCAGAAGGACACGAAGGUUGGAAAGGACGAGGACAAGAAGGACAAGACGAAACAGAAAAUGAAGGAACAGAAGAACGAUGCCGAGAAGGCCAAGGUUGUUAAGAAGGCCAAAGCCAAAGAGGCCAAGGCCAAGGUUGAGAUCAAAGAGGAAGCUCACGAAGCUGAAGAGCACGGCUCGAACACGCACCUCGCUGCUCCGGUCUGCGCCCCCAAAGCGGGUCACGAAGCCCCGCACGAAGCUGUAAGGCCAAGGCCGUGUGCGGGACCCUUUAUGAGAACGGUGCAGGACCUGAUGCACAGAGGCUUCCAGCCAUUGGAAACGAGUGAAGCAACGGGUGAAGCAACGGGUGAAGCAACGGCCGAUUUCGAGGAUCCAGAGGAUUUCGAUCCAGAGAAUCCAUGGAUCCACUGGAGGCGUGAAGGCAUUUGGAGCGCAAGUGAUCUCAGAGCGGUCCAUCAGCACUACUCCGCAUCCCUUCAGUUCCAACCAUGGAACCUGUUGCGCCUUCGUGUCCUCGCCGAGCAGGGCACGUGGUUUUGGUGGGGCCAGGUCGGACGUCCGCUGAUCCGAACCUCGGCGAUCCGAGCUGGUCCGAUCGAGCUGGUUGCCUUUCCAACCACCGAGGGGUCGGCGAUUCUGGAGUCGAAUGGUUGUUUGGGCACCAUGCGGUGUGGGAAAGGCCUUGAACGGGGGGGGCGGAGGGUGAGGACUGAGGACUGAGGACUGAGGACCUGAAUGGAAGCAUCGGCCCACACUCCCAUCUUGAGGUCACAACAUCGGAUCUUCCAACGCAGACGAAGCAUUUCCCUUUUUCAUCUAGAAAACCGGCAUAAACCAGCCAACAGGCUGGAUCUAACGGGCAGAGACUUUGCACAGUUGGGAGUCUGAUCGGAUCAGCUUUUCCCCAAACAGUUUACUGUUGGGGUUCGUAAUGCUUUUAAGUGUGUCCGCCUCAGUCUGGGCUGGUGUACCCGCCUUCUGGCAACUCUUUAGUAACUUUAGUUAGAAAUUCAGCUGGUGGGUCCGCCUUGUGUGUCUCCUCUUUGGCAACUCCUUAGUAGCAAUUCUUUGCAACUCCUGGGCAGCAACCUAGUGGCAUGUGUUUGACACUCUUCGCUAGUGUGUCCGCCUUAUGGCAAGUCCUCCAUAGUCGUUCUUUACAUUCUUGCCUCUCAGUUGGCAAAUUGAUAGCAGCAAAUCUUUGCAUUUGUCCGCCUUCCUUCUGACAACUGCGUAUAGUGGCAAUCUUUUUGGCACUUGCCUGCCAGUCUGGAGUAAUGAGUCCACCUUCUGGCAACUCCUUAGUAAAAGUAUCUAUUUUGUUUCCUCUGGGGUAGCGUACCUGCCGGCAACUGCAAACCACAUGUGCCUCCGGGCCAGUGUGCCCGCCUUGUGGGGAUUUGCCCCAAUAGCAGUUCUCACAAUUACUGACUCCCAGUUUGGGCUGCGUUCCAAUUGUCAAUUUUCGAGAUGCAUUUCUUCACGGUCAACUGUUUGGGGUGUACGGUGGUGUUGUUAUGUUUUUCUUUUUGAUGCUUUCAGAAGGACCAUCGGAGACAUAGAGAGAGCGAGCGUGUGGGGGGUGCGCUAGAGAUCAAUGAAUCCACUAGGCUCCUCCGGGCCCCCCCCCCUAACAGCGGCCUCUUCCCCUAACAGCGCGAUGGCAAACCACCGAUUCCACCGCCUCGAACUAGGAAUGCUCGAGUUUGUCAUCACCCAGUCUUGUAGGCUGGGCUUUGUGACCUGGGAGGAAGCGGAGCGGCAUGAGCAUUGCUCCUGGGUGCUGAAGGGCAGCUCUGCGCCCGUGCGCGGCCGAGAGGAGACGUUUGUGGAGACGCAACUCCACGUUUUCAAAGGAUUUCUGAACAAGAACUUUAUGGAUGAACUGGGCCGAAAACCUCGGGGAAAGUCGACGCGCCGAGCGAAGACCGACGGGGUUCUUUCGGGCGACGCGAAGGUACGGGAGUUGGUUCGGCAGAGAGCCAAAGCGAAGCUCUGGUGCCAAACAUUUUGCAGUCACAAGCCACCAGAAAAAGAAAUGAAGGUAACUUGCUUUAAAUUUGGCUUGUUCGUGUAAUUGCCCAGAUAUGUCCUGCAGCUUCAAAGACUUCUUUGAGAGUGGUUUGUCCAAGAGUCUGCCAGGAAGCGCAGGAACAGCAGGCAGACGGAACUUGAAGCCACAGAAACAAACCUAGGCAGAGGGGACCAUGUUGCCUUCGAGUCAUCCAACCUUCUGCAAUUCUUUCUCAGUGCCGCUCGAGUUGUCCAUAUUUUCGAUGAGUCCUGCGCGCCGCUUCGUUUUUCUUGCUCAAGAUGUCCAAGCGCGCGCGGCGCUUCUCGCGACUGAAGUGAAUGGGCGAGAUUCGGGAAUUCUGGGACGGAAAGUCUACUAGGAGCAAGGACGCUACUAGGGCUCCUGGCAUCGCUACUAGGAGCAAGGAUGCUACUAGGGGCUCCUGGCAUCGCUACCAGGAGCAAGGACGCUAGGGACGGAAAGCAUGUGCUGGAGUUCAAGAUCGCUGAAAUGCACCUGAAAGGGGAUCUUGGAGACGCAGGCGCAAGGUAGGCGAGGCGAUGCUAUGAGCGGUGCGCGAUGCGAGGUGACGAAGUGAAGUUUGCAGGAAGAGGAAUCCUAGUAGCAACACGAUGUGGAGAGGUCUCCAGCAUCUGAGAUCUCUUCUUCAGUUCCUUUGCAAGACGGGGAUGAACCAGCUCCUUUGGCAGAUGUGCUUCUCCAGCUGCAUUGCAAGACUUUGAAGGUGAAAGAGGUGAAAGAGAUGAGUUUUUACGCGAGGUUGAUGAGGAUGGCCUGCCAUCAGGAUGGAUGUGAACACCAACGGCGGUUCAGGGAGUUGGAUGUUUGGUGUGAUUUCAUCGGGCCCCCAUGUAAAACUGUUUGCACGCGCGGCAACAGGGGGCUUCGGAGUGGCAUAGUCUUUAUCUAAAGCGCAUUUUAUUGACCGCUUUCGGAGAUGUAAUGUCGAUCGAUCAUGAAGCUGAAUAUGUUUGGUUCACGUCCGUUGUUGUUUCUUUGUUAUUGUGGUGAGCCUUGCAUGGCUCCUUUCAGUUUAAUGCUGAAGGAAGCUAUCAUGGCACUAUGGAAGUCCAAGGACGCCAGUAGCACCAAGUUUUCCUAGUGAUCACCAGCCCAACGGCAACAAUAGUGGUCACAAGCUCGUUGAGGAUUCUUGUCAGUU
This is a messenger RNA of Durusdinium trenchii, 4566 nucleotides long. NCBI's taxonomy places the organism in Eukaryota, Dinophyceae, Suessiales, Symbiodiniaceae. The record is from the annotation of a GenBank genome assembly.